GCCAUACACAUUCUGGAAAGCUCAAGUCGAGUUCCAGACGCUCCAUGUUGUCCCGUAGCGGGAGCUGCAUUGGAACAAAGUGCAGUGCACGAUCCAAGCUGUCGAGGAGCGAUCAGAUUACUCCUUUAUUUCUAUGGAAACAGUGGAGGAUGAGGAGCAGGGACAGAGCUACCUCACCCCUGUGCUGAGUCAUGCCUUGUUCCCUGCUCAGGCAUCUGCAGAAGCCAAGAAGCUGUACACAGCACUGCAGGAAUAUGCCAAACGCUACAGUUGGGUGGGCAUGGGACGCAUUCAUAAGGGCCUCCGAGAGCAGGUCAGACUGAAUGAUCUCUCUGCUAUACAGAAGCCUCAUCUCUUCUUCCUGCCAGAUGUUCCAAGUGUUCCUUUCUUCCCACGCGAUGCACAUCGACAUGACAUUGAGGUCUUGGAAGCAAACUAUCCUGCAAUUUUGGCUGAAUUCAAGGCUGUUUACCAGCGUGGCAUCGACUCGAAAUCAGGCUGGACCAGUUUAGGACCAAAGGGGCAGGCAGUGUUUCUUUGUACAGUGCAGAGUCUGUGUGGCAGGAAACUGUGCUCGUGUCCCUGCACGUACCGGACGCUUCUUUCUCUACGUACGUUUAUAAGCAGCAACUCAUUGGGAUCUGCAGGAUUUUGGCUGUUGGGACCUGGAGCGACGCUGGGGAGCUCGUAUGGACCCACCAACACUCGCCUCCGGUGUCAUCUCGGUCUACAGACUCCACCGCUGUGUGAGCUGGUGGUGGGAGGAGAGCCUCAGUGCUGGUCAGAGGGUCACUGCCUCCUGGUUGAUGACUCCUUCCUUCAUACCGUCUCUCACAAGGGCCCUACAGAUUCCGGCCCCAGAGUCAUUCUGAGUGUCGAUCUCUGGCAUCCAAACGUGGCUGCAGCCGAGAGGCAAGCGCUGGACUUCAUGUUCAGCCCCGACCAGUGAAUAUUUGACCCCUCCACUCCUAGUACACUACAUUGCAAAGGAUGCCUUACCUUAUCCCUGCUUGUCCUGGGUCCUGCAUUUCAUUUCCAGUCAGUGAAUCACUGUGUGAAUCUGCCCUAAGAAAUUACCACAAGCCAUCAGCCAUGCUUUUCAAGUGGUGUUGAAUUUACCGUCCACACCAGGGAUUGACACGAGGGAAAAAUGCUGUAAUUAUGCUCGACAAUUUGCCUGCAAACUACAAACUGGCUCUAAGAAAGCACAAAGAGCAGACCCUGGUGUUACCUAUUGUACAUAUUUGCAUCUUGACAUGUAUACUAUGCCUGUGAAUGCAUGAGAACUUGCCUGUCAUGAUUACUGGACUGACGAUGCAUGUGCUCAUAUGGCUUCAGGUAAAGGUGCUCGGGCAAUUUUAUUUUUGGAUUUAGGUAGAUUACCGAUGGCUCAACCCAAAAAACUGUGAAAACAUGAAAAAUCUAUAAAUGUAAUUUCUAAUAUAUUUUUGUUUUCUAAACUUAUAUUGACUUACUAGUGGUCAUUUGUUCUCUCUUUUCUGUCCUGUAUGUUGAAAUCUAUAAAUAUUUUUUUCUUUGUUCAUAAUUUAUUUGUAAUUAUUGGAUCAGUUCUCAGUUUAUAUAUGGACAGUUUUUGCCAGUUAUGUUGUUGUUUUGUUUGUUUUUGGACUCGAAAUACCAAAUAAAUAAUGAAGCUAA
Messenger RNA from Acanthochromis polyacanthus (spiny chromis), 1659 nucleotides. RefSeq names its product aspartate beta-hydroxylase domain containing 1 (gene asphd1). The record is from RefSeq and is a predicted model, not a curated record. The coding region runs from base 134 to 949 and encodes 271 amino acids. The transcript is spliced from 5 exons. NCBI's taxonomy places the organism in Eukaryota, Metazoa, Chordata, Actinopteri, Pomacentridae.